Episyrphus balteatus (marmalade hoverfly) is the source of this 7068-nucleotide messenger RNA. It is a transcript of the gene BRWD3, whose product is annotated as bromodomain and WD repeat-containing protein 3. The record is from RefSeq and is a predicted model, not a curated record. Gene Ontology annotation, molecular function: protein binding. NCBI's taxonomy places the organism in Eukaryota, Metazoa, Arthropoda, Insecta, Diptera, Syrphidae. Gene Ontology annotation, biological process: regulation of cell shape; regulation of transcription by RNA polymerase II; cytoskeleton organization. Gene Ontology annotation, cellular component: nucleus. The transcript is spliced from 16 exons. Bases 230 to 6862 code for a protein of 2210 amino acids.
AAAAACAACCAACACAAGAAAGAAAAACCAAAGAAAAAAAAAAGAGAAAGAAACGAAUAUACGAAAAGCAAUGGCUGACGACGGACUCCGUCGAUUAGUUUUUGUGUUAUGUGCAAAGAACUAAAAAAUCUUUUAAAUUUCUAAAUCUUAUUGAAAAAAAGUUCGGAUAAAUUCCGAUAAAUUAAAUGUAUUCAAUUAUAAUUGCAUUAUAACCCUAACUAGAAUAAAAAUGGAUAAUAAACAAUUAUCAAAUGAAAAUGUAGUGGUUCCAGAAUUAUACUUUCUGAUAUCAAAAUUUCUCGCAGCUGGACCUCUAAAGGAAACUGCAAAGGUCCUUGUUAAGGAGCUUGAACAAAAAAAGGUUCUACCGCGACGCACCGACUGGCUGGGCAACGAACAUGACCAAUCCUUUGAUGAGUUGGAAAGUAAAUAUUCUCAUAUCGGAGCCAAUCAUUUGCUGGAAAUAUGUGCUCGUAUUGGGCCAAUUCUUGACAAUGAACUCACCCCUGCGGUUCCCGGUAUUGUGUCCCUUCUUGGCAGUGGACGACAAAGUUUAAUGAGGACAAAAGAUAGUAUCUAUAAACCAAGAUCUCUACUUGAUUAUUGUACCAGAGUACAUGGAGUAUCUUUGCCUGAUUCUGCAGUGUCCAAACCAACUCAUAACUUAGAAAAAGUUCUUAUUGGUCGGGAAUAUGGAGGACCAGUUCGAAGAAAACUUGUUAUUCCAACAAGUUUAUACGGGAAAACACGUCUUUUGCGUCGCACCGUUGGACAUUUGUCUUCGGUUUAUUGUGUACUUUUUGAUCGGACUGGUCAAUACAUUAUUACCGGUGCUGAUGAUUUACUUAUUAAAAUAUGGAGUGCAAUAGAUGGCAGACUUCUAGCUACCCUUCGCGGAGCUUCGGCUGAAAUAACAGAUAUUGCAAUCAAUUUAGACAACACAAUGUUAGCCGCCGGCUCCUUGGAUCGUAUUCUCCGUGUAUGGGACCUUCAAACCACAUCUCCCAUUGCGGUACUUUCUGGACAUACAGGAAUGAUAACAUCAGUUAAUUUUUGUCCAUCACCUCGAGGUGAUCUAAAGUACUUAGUAACAACAAGCACUGAUGGCUCCAUUGCUUUCUGGCAAUACACAACUCCCAGGGCUGGAAAGACAAUCUUUGCCCCAAAACCAAUACAAUAUCAUGAAAAAUUGCGCCCCGGCCAAGCUCAAAUGAUGUGUACCUCAUUUUCUCCAGGAGGAAUGUUCUUGGCCGCUGGAUCAGCAGAUCAUCAUGCCAGAGUUUAUAUCAUGUCAGAAGAUGGUCCCAAGAGGAUACUUGAAACUGAAGCAUACACUGAUGCUGUUGAUUCAGUUCAAUGGGCCCAUCGGGGACUUAAAUUCAUAUCUGGCAGUAAAGAUGGAACUGCACACGUUUGGACUUUUGAAUCUCAGCAGUGGAAGAGUUUAAAAUUAAAUAUGACUGAACGGUUAUCAACAUGUCCAGAACCAGAAGAGGGUAAAAAGUUGAAGGUAACAAUGGUUGCUUGGGACUACUCCGAUAAAUAUGUAAUAACUGCUGUCAAUGAUUUCACGAUCAAAAUUUGGCAUGCUAAAACUGGGAAGCUUCAUUGCGUCCUUCGUGGUCAUAAAGAUGAGCUUUACGUUUUGGAAUCAAAUCCAAAAGACGAGUAUGUGUUACUAUCCGCUGGUCAUGAUGGUCAGGUUUUCCUCUGGGACAUAGAACAGGGAAUUUCCGUAGCACAUUUCGUAAACAAUAUCGAUGGACAAGGUCAUGGUGGUGUUUUCGACGCUAAAUGGUCCCCAGAUGGAACAAUGAUUGCGGCCACAGAUUCUCACGGGCAUAUACUUAUCUUUGGAUUGGGAAUUGGUCCAGAUAGAUUUAAAAAUCUACCAACUGAGCUAUUCUUCCAUACAGAUUACCGACCACUUCUACGAGAUACACAACAUUAUGUAGUAGAUGAGCAAACACAAAUCAUGCCCCAUCUUAUGCCGCCACCAUUCUUGGUCGAUGUCGAUGGCAAUCCACAUCCACCCGCCUAUCAAAGACUAGUUCCAGGAAGGGAAAACUGUCCAACCGAGCAAUUGGUACCUAAUAUAACAAUGGGCAUGGAAGGAGUUGAAAUUGACGAUAAUGGUGGCUACUCACAUAUCGACCGACUUAUUGAAGCAUUGGCGAAUCGACAAGGAGCCGAUCCCGUUCCAGAUUCAAACAAUGAACGCCAGCGUAACAACAGUUUUAAUAAUGGUAGUGGAAAUUCUCCCCGUGGAGCUGGUUCAAUCGGGCGAGCUCUGGUCGCUGCAAGACGCACUGGCGAUGUAGAAGGUGUACGCCAAAGUGUUGGUAAUUGGCAAAGAGAAACCAACUUUAAGUUUAUACGUCGAAUAUAUGUGCGACCAAUGAAAUAUUCCCAAAUGCAAAAUCUUAGACAAACUGUAUAUGCGGCUGGUCAAUAUGAAAUGGAUCAAUAUAAACGAGAAAUGCGAAGACGUCCGAUUAUGAUAAAUACAUUAAAUGCAAAUACAGCAAUGGAAUCGUCAAAUCGGCAAAGAGGUAUUCGUAGUGCUCGUCGAGGACCACGUCCUGCAUAUCGUACUAGAGCUGUGCGAGGUCAAGAACAUGUCGAAGAACCACCUGAAGAAGAGGAAGAAGAAGAGGAUAGCAGCAAUUCAUCGGGAGAUACAAGUUAUUCCAAUGUGGAGGAAAAUCUAAGUGAAGAAGAGGAAUCAUCCACCACUGAUUCGGAAUCAUCUGAUUACUCUGAUUGGGUUGCUGAUAAACCUGGACCAAAUCUUGAACCUCCUAAACGGUCUAAACGUAAACCAGUUGCAAGAAGAAGUUCAUCCGUUAGUAGUGAUGAUACAUCACAGCCUAAUCCAUCGUCUAUUCCAUCAAAGAAUCGCCGCAAACGCCCAAUUUUACCAGAAAAUAUAACUGGAGAAAUUCCAGAAGCUUAUAAGCCUCCAGAAUGGCUUUCGGAGGUAAUACCUCGUAAAACUCCAUACUAUCCGCAAAUGGGAGAUGAAGUUGUCUAUUUUCGGCAAGGACAUCAGCGCUAUCUGGAUGCUGUGCGAUCGAAAAAAGCUUAUAAACUUACUCACAGUUCUGAGCCAUGGAAUUUUCGAGAAUUACGCGAACAUGAAUUGGUGCGUGUUAUUGGAAUAAAAUAUGAAAUUAAACCUCCAAGACUUUGUUGUCUAAAAUUGGCAAUGUUAAAUGAUGAAGGAAAUAUGUCUGGUAGUAGUUUCAAAAUUAAAUACCACGAUAUGCCUGAUGUUUUAGACUUCUUAGUACUGCGACAGACAUUUGAUUUGGCAGUCCAACGCAAUUGGGGAAUUGGAGAUCGCUUUAGAUGCAUGAUUGGAGAUGGUUGGUGGAUGGGUCAAAUUGAAUCCCGACAUUUGCUUUCACCCGAAUAUCCUAGCUCGUAUUUUAUGUGUUUUCGUGUUCGAUGGGACAAUGGAGAAUAUGAGUACAUGAGUCCAUGGGAUAUGGAACCCAUUGAUGAAAAUCGUUUACCUGAUGAAGUCGGUGGGGCUGUCUCAGUUCUACCAGAAGAAAUUCGUGCUACUCUAUACCAACCUAAAUCAGAAGAAUGGCAUCGUGGUGAUAGAGAUGGAUCUUGCCGCAGAAUUAUUAAUGGCUUGGAACAAGUUAUGCGCUUAUCUAUAGCUGAGCCAUUCCUUGCUCCAGUCGACCUUAAUAUAUACCCAAAUUAUGCAUACUUAAUUGAAUACCCUAUUGAUCUGACAACAAUUAAAGCAAGGUUUGAAAACCAUUUUUAUCGUCGCAUUACAUCUGCUCAAUUCGAUGUAAGAUAUCUUGCAACAAAUGCUGAAAAAUUCAAUAGAAAGCAUACAACUAUAGUGCGACAUGCAAGAAUUAUUACUGAUUUAUGUCUACGAAUUAUAAGAGAACAAAAUGAUAUCGAUGUUGCGCCUGUUUAUCACCAAUUAGUUGACAUUUAUGUUUCGUCAGAAUCAGAGAAUGAUAACAAUGAAAAUGAGCCCGGGCCCUCAACAAGCACUGCAGGUCCAUCGAGUUCAGCUAGCCGCAGAAAUACUAGUGGUAGUAGUACAAGAAAUCUGCAUAAUCGUGACGAUGAUUCAUGGCAAGCAGACUGUAGAAAACUUUUAGAUAUGAUGUGGCUUCGGCCAGAUUCAACACCUUUCCGCGAGCCAGUUGAUACAAUGCAGUUUCCCGACUAUUUGCAAAUUAUUGAUACGCCAAUGGAUUUGCGUACGGUUAAAGAAGAUUUACUUGGCGGUAAUUAUGAGGAUCCAGUUGAUUUUGCAAAAGAUGUCCGGCUGAUAUUUCAAAACUCUAAGAACUACAAUACAAAUAAGAGGUCUCGCAUUUAUUCAAUGACACUUCGUCUGAGUGCACUCUUUGAAUCACACAUCAAAAAAGUAAUAUCAACUUGGAAGGCAGUUCGACGGCGUUUGAAUAAAUCUUUAAAUAAACGCACACCCCCCGAUCGAAGUCGAAAUCGUUCUGGUCCUUCACGACGAGCAAAAACUACCACAAAUGGUGGCAGAACAAACAGUCGCCAUCACAGUUCUGAUGAUGAUGAUGACGCUGAUGAGGAAACGACGCAGCGUCACACAUCUACGGGAAAUGGUAUACAACAUCGUAGCAGCAAUCGCAACAGAUUACCGCGAAAUGCAUCUAAUUCCCAUGCAUCGACCGCGUUUAGCUCAAAUAGAGUCACAUCGUCCAACCAAACCGAAUCACUGCCUGGUCCAAGUGGCCACAAUUUACGUCGUAAUGCAUCCCGACCCAAUAGCCAAGAGGUUGACGGUCAAAGUUCAGAUGAAUCGAGUUCUAUGACUAGUGGUUCAUCGUCGUCUUCAGAGGAUGAUAGUGACAGUCAUGAUCAUAAUCAAGGUGGCGAAGUUAAUAAAUUUCGAUCCCCGAAAAAAAGUAGUAGUGCAGGUGGUCCCGGACCUUCUUGCAAUCGCAACAGAGGGAACGAUUCAGAGGACAGCUAUAAACCGAACGAGCGACGCAAAAGUACAAAAAGAAAAGCGCCGAAAAAGAAACGUGAAGCUAAAAGUCGACGAAGAAUUGUUUCCGAUGAUGACGACGAUGAAGUUGAUGUUGUUAAGGCGCGAGGACGAAAUAAAACAAAGCAAACCGGUACGAGUAAUGCCAGUCCAAAUAAGAGAAGUUAUCGUAGGAAGGCCAACACAUCAGAAGAAAAUAAUGAUCAGAAUUCUGUUGAUGAAGAUGGGCCAUCUGGAUCGACAAAUCAGCAGACACCAAAGAAAAAAACAGGUCGAUCUUUAAAGCUAUCACAACAGCAGCCGUCGACAUCUGCAGCAGCAAUAGCUGCAGUUUCUGUGCAGCCGGUUGAAAAUGAAAGUCCCUCAAGAGCUACUCGAAUAAGUAAUCGCCGUUCGGCAGCUGAAACAGAUCAUAGCUAUCAUUUACCAGUUCGAAAUUUGCGCAAUGUAGUUGUGGAUUCAGAGACUGAUCAAGAAGUGCCACGGCCUACAAGACAAAGUGCUAGAAGAGCAAUUAUGGAAUGGGCUCGUGGUAGUGCUGAAGAGGAUGAAGAUAACGAUGUCGAACAUGGGGAAGAGAAUAUUCAUAAAAGAUCACGUGGUAAUGCACGCGUUGUAAAGAAAACUUCAGAUUCUAGCCAGGAAGCGGGUGGUAGUAGUGUUAUAACAAAUGGAGGGGUUUUAAAUCUGCCUUCAACAAGUCGUGCAGCAGUACCGACAACAUCGCGCCAGUUGAGAACAAAUCGCAACACCAAUGUCGUUUCGGAAGAUGAUGAUGAGAGUGAUAACGAACCACUUGCGUCAAGCCAAAAUAGUCAGCGACAGCGGUUAGAUGACCUUCAUGGCAGACCUUACACCCGAAAUGCCAGAUUACAACCAACAACAACAGGUACCCGCAGCACUCGUUCUCACACGACAACAACAAAUCAGGAUGCAAUACCUUCUUCUUCUUCGUCAAAUCUUUUGCGAUCUACUGCCAGCAUUUCACACCAGGUACAAAUUGAUCAUAAUUACGGUGAGCCUGGUCCUUCUUCCAUUCGUAACACUCGACGAGUUCUAUCUCGUCACCAGCGCAAUGCGGAUGAACUUGAUCUUAUAGAGGAUCCACUCGAAAUGUCAAGCAUCAUCGGAAAUGUAUCCUCUCGUCUUCGAUUGCGUAACAAUGUGAAUAGCACAACACCCCAAGACCUGCCACAAGUAGUAGUAGUCCCUAGACGUGGACGAUCACGAUACAGUCAAGAAACUAGCGCAACAGAAGUAGACGUUGAAGAGGAAGACGACGACGACGAUGACGACGAAGAAGAAGAUGGAAAUACUGGAGUUUCUGAUGAGGGCACAGAUGGUGGAUCUAAGGAUUCUGAUUCUGACGACAACCAACCACUCACGUCUUUUGUUCCAGCGCGAAAUACUCGACCACCACCAAAUCGGCGUCCAACAGUAGCAUCAGCCACAGCAGUAACAAAUAAUAAUAGAAAUAUCCGCCAUAUACCUCAGCGUAGAAAACGAAAUAUAAACUCCGAUGAAGAUGACGAUGAUCCUGGAUUUGAUGACGAUGAUGAUGAUGACGAUUACCAGGGUGGUGGAUCACAACAACAAAGGGGAUCGCGUAAUACUCGCAAUCAAAAGAGACCUCGCUAUAAUGAAGAAUCAGAUGAUACUGCUGAUAGUCGUAUGCGACGGAGGGUUCCUUUAAGACAUUCGAAUGGAAACACAGUAGCGCCACCAGCAGCAGCAGCAGCAGAUAGUAACGACGAUGAACAAGUUGAUAGCGAUAACAAUGAGGCAGUAGUUAGUGUUAGUAGUAGGGGACGAGUGCGUAAGAUUUCUGCCAAGGCAAGGGGAAUAUUUAGGGACUAGCAAUCACCUACCCGGUCGGCCACAGAUGCCCACCGUCAAGUUGCAUCAGCAUCAUCUGUUGAGAGUGGUUCAACUCACAAUAGCAGUGCAAGUGCAAGGAAUACGUUCUUGCUUUUCUAUUGAUUAAACAAAAAUACAAAAAAAAAAACAAGCACGAACCAUUAUAUUCCACCGAUUAAUUUUCUUCUUGGUUAAGUUUAACGUCA